This is a messenger RNA of Drosophila montana, 2992 nucleotides long. Its product is annotated as putative RNA-binding protein Luc7-like 1. Gene Ontology annotation, cellular component: U1 snRNP; U2-type prespliceosome. Gene Ontology annotation, molecular function: mRNA binding. Gene Ontology annotation, biological process: mRNA splice site recognition. The transcript has a single exon. The coding region runs from base 139 to 1461 and encodes 440 amino acids. The record is from RefSeq and is a predicted model, not a curated record. Lineage: Eukaryota; Metazoa; Arthropoda; Insecta; Diptera; Drosophilidae.
UAACAGCAGGGACUCAGUUUUUCGUUCCGCUUAGUGAAUCGUUCAAUCGAACUUUUCCGUUCAACUCGCCUUAUUAUUUUUCACUAGCACAAGUUAAGUUGAAAAAAGCAAUUGAAAAUAUUAAAGUCGGCCUGCAGAAUGAGCGCGCCGAGCAACAAAAUGUCGGCAACAGAUCAGAUGCGUGCUAUGCUGGACCAAUUGAUGGGAACCACGCGAAACGGCGACGAUGGACGCGGCCUCAAAUUCUCCGAUGCACGCGUCUGCAAGUCUUUUCUACUGGACUGUUGCCCACACGACAUCCUGGCAUCCACGCGCAUGGAUCUUGGUGAGUGUCCCAAAGUGCAUGAUCUGGCUUUUCGUGCAGAUUACGAAAGUGCGUCCAAGUCGCGUGAUUACUACUACGAUAUCGAGGCCAUGGAGCAUCUGCAAGCAUUCAUUGCGGAUUGUGAUCGGCGCACAGAUUCGGCUAAGCAACGGCUGAAGGAGACGCAGGAGGAGUUGACGGCCGAGGUGGCCGAGAAGGCAAAUGCAGUCCACAGUCUGGCGGAGGAGAUCGGCAAAAAGCUGGCCAAGGCCGAGGCACUUGGAGAAGCUGGCGAAGUGGAAGACAGCAUGGAACUGAUGAAGGAAAUUGACGAGCUUCGCGGCAAGAAGAUCAAAGCCGAGCACGAAUACAGAACCUCAAUGCCAGCCUCAACCUACCAGCAACAGAAGCUACGCGUCUGCGAAGUGUGCUCCGCCUACUUGGGCAUACACGACAAUGAUAUCCGUCUGGCGGACCACUUUGGUGGUAAGUUGCAUCUGGGCUUUCUCACCAUCCGCGAGAAGCUCAUCGAGCUGGAAAAAACAGCAGCACCGCGCAAGGCAGAACUAAAGCGCUCGGGUAAGAUACCAGAUCGCGAAGAGGACGGAAGAGGCAGAAAUCGGUACUUUGUAGGUGGACGCGAGCUGGACCGACGAUCGCGUGUUCAUCGCUCUCGAUCCAGAGAGCGUCAGCGACAGCGCGAUGCAGAGAAACAAACUAAUGACAGAUCGAGCGAUAGAAGCGCUGAGAGGGCCAAUGUUCGAGAAGUUGAGAGCGAAAGAGCCGCUCCCCGUGGACGCGAACCUGAUGGGCGCGGCCUUGGACGCGGAGGAGGGGCAGGAGCAGGGGGUGGAGGAGGAAGUGGUGGUGGUGGUGGUGGUGGCCCCGACAACAACAACGCUCGAGAUCAGCGCGAUAAUAGGGAUCAGCGUGAUGUGCGAAGGGAUAGAGAUCGUAACAUGCGCAACGACAGAGGACGUUUUGGUGGUGGUGGAGGCGGUGGAGGUGGAGGCGGAGGCGGUGGCCCGAAUGAUCGUCGCAAUGAUAGACGCCGCUCCCGCUCGAGAGAUCGUUCGCCACGCGAUCGCCGCAACUUUAAUAACAACAAUUUUGGCAACAGGCGACGCUCCUUCUCCCGCGAACGCCAUCGCCGCUAGAUAUGUGGAGAGGCAACGGAGUCCAGUUCCACACGGCAGUGUCCAGCGCACGUACGUAGCAUUAAUAACCAACCACAACAGAAAACAAAAACAAAAACAAAACAACAACAAAAAAUACCAACCAACAAUAGAGCAGCAAAAAUUUAACUAAUUGCAUUAUUAUUUAAUUAAUAAAUGACUUAAAUACACAGCUAGACAGCAAUAUAGAUAUUUUUAUAAUAUAUUAUUAAUCUUUAUCUUUGAUUUUCAUCCGUGUUAACUAACAGAAAAACAGACAAACAAAACAAACAAACAAACAAAAACUGUAAGCUGAAACUAAACAAAUUGUUAAGUAAAUAAUACAUCAAAAUUUAAUAGUUUGACAGGCCCGGCAAGUUGAGUUGUAAAUGUACGGUACGUAGAGCCAAUGUCCCGAGUAACCAGUAAUUUUACAGUCCAAAUUGUGCCCAGCAAACAAAUAUACAACAAAACAAACCAAAUUGAGCUAUAUAAUAUCUCUCAGCACGGUCCCGGCUGCGGGGCGUGUCGGCCCCCUGUGUAUUGCUGUACGAGUAUUGUCGGCCCGUUAGGGUAAGCCUCUCUCUCACUCUCUUUCAAACUAUAAAUUGUAACCUUAAAGCGUUUUUCUACUUGAAGUCACUUUGCAGCCUAAAAGCCGUAAAGCUCUGGGUACGUAUUGAGUGCAUAAUUCAUUAAAAAACAAACAAACGUCCACCCUCUAGCCAAUUCGAAAUGCUAGGGAUCUCGCUAAUUACAGACAUGAGUAUGUGAUAGACAUACCCGAUAUACGUUCAUAACAUAGAUUUGGGUACGUAUUCGUCGUCUAAACCGCCCGAUUGGGUUAUUCAUUGGGAGUGUUUGUUGGUUUGGUAUGUAUGCGUAUUGUUAUAAUCGUUAGAAAUGCAUUAGCAACAAAUUGGUACGUAUGUCCAAGCAGCAGCACCACCAGCAGCAGUAGCUGAUAAAGGAUUGUGUUGAUUCCGUAGGGUUCGAUGAGGACUUUCCUAACGUACGUAUUUUUCAAAACAACAAAUCAAAAUUUUGUAAUGCAAUCUCCCGUAGCGGCUCAUAAAUAUGUAGUUAAAAACCACCAAUACGCAUAUUAAACUUAAUCUCUUUCUCAUACUAAAGUUGUUAUGCCUAAAGUACACAGAAAUGAUGCGGGCUAACCCAACCGGCUUAGUAUGUGAGUAUUCGGGCGUCAUCAAUGUUGAAAACAAAUAUUUAAUAAUAAUCAAAAGUUAUUGGGUGGCUCUUCUAACGUUGUUUCUUUCGACAGCAUUUAUUGAUACGUUGAUAUUUAGUAUGAGAAUGAAGUUUAAGAGUAAAUGUUCGCAUGGGGCUAAAGGGACAUCAGUUUUAUGGGACACUUUUACAUGUACGUGGGUAAGAUUUAUGCAACUAACUUUUACUUUGAAUUUAAACUUUAAAACGAUAAUAUUAAUAAUUAAUAUUGGAGAUAAGCAAUAUGUAAAAAUUCCACACAUGUAACUUAUAAUAACGCCAAAUAAAAUUUGUUUUGGGUUCUAUA